Messenger RNA from Sipha flava (yellow sugarcane aphid), 816 nucleotides. RefSeq names its product endocuticle structural glycoprotein SgAbd-1-like. The transcript is spliced from 4 exons. Gene Ontology annotation, cellular component: chitin-based extracellular matrix. Bases 93 to 728 code for a protein of 211 amino acids. The record is from RefSeq and is a predicted model, not a curated record. NCBI's taxonomy places the organism in Eukaryota, Metazoa, Arthropoda, Insecta, Hemiptera, Aphididae. Gene Ontology annotation, molecular function: structural constituent of chitin-based larval cuticle.
UCUAUAAUUCAGUAUUCAUCUAACAUUUUUAGCAAACAGAUAUCCUAAGCUGUAGCAAAAUAAAAGUAAAUAACCAUACUUCUCAGUCCAACAUGUCUAUCAACAAAGUAAUAAUGAACUUUGGAGUUUUGGGACUUUUGUUCGUCGCAGGAUGUUCUUCACAAACACUCCAACCAGGAGUUUCGCCAGCUGUGUCCAUCAUACCCUCGUCGACACCGUUACCUCCAGCAGCAUCGCCAUCAGCUAUACCGCCUUACUUUAAUGGAUAUAGAUCAAUUUACCCUCAGCAAUAUGUCGGUGGACCUAACGUGCCUCAACAGUUUAUCGGUGGAUAUAAUGUUGCUCCGCAAUUCAUCGGUUCACCUAAUGUCCCCCAGAGAUUCGGGCCAAAUCCAUAUGUUGGUCAGUUUGUGCCAAUCUUACAGCAGAAUUUCGAUAUAACUCCAGAGGGAAGUUAUACUUUUAGUUACCAGUCUGCUGACGGAACACAAAGACAAGAAUCAGGAGGUUUGAAGUACCCGUCUGUACAGGGACUGCCACCAGUAAUGUCCGUCCAAGGAUCGUAUUCUGCUAUUACUCCUGAAGGAGUCCCAAUUGAAGUUGGUUAUUUAGCUGAUGAGAAUGGAUACCAGCCUACCGGACCCGGAGUACACCCAGCCAUCCAACGAGCAGUAGCCCAACAAGUAGCACAGGCUAAACAAGAGCAACAACCGCAAUACAUCAAAUAGUUUUUCAACAAGUAUAUAUAACCCACCGCCCAUUUCCAACAAGUGUAAAAAUAAAACUUUCAAUAAAGUCAUUUUUAUUACAACAUAA